CGUUAACUAUGGCAAUGACUGCAGGGACUCCAGCGUCUUUUCCCAUGAGCAGCCACACCCGAGAGCGAGUCACAGUGGCCAAGCUUACACUGGAGAACUUUUAUAGUAACCUCAUCUUACAGCAUGAAGAAAGAGAAACCAGGCAGAAGAAACUAGAAGUAGCCAUGGAGGAGGAAGGCUUAGCAGAUGAAGAGAAAAAGCUACGAAGAUCUCAGCAUGCCCGCAAAGAGACUGAAUUUUUAAGGCUGAAGAGGACAAGGCUAGGCCUUGAUGACUUUGAAUCUUUGAAAGUGAUUGGAAGAGGUGCAUUUGGAGAGGUCCGCCUAGUGCAGAAGAAAGAUACGGGUCAUAUUUAUGCCAUGAAGAUACUGCGAAAAGCUGACAUGCUGGAGAAAGAGCAAGUGGCUCAUAUACGAGCAGAAAGAGAUAUUCUUGUUGAAGCUGAUGGUGCCUGGGUAGUGAAGAUGUUUUAUAGUUUUCAGGACAAACGCAACCUUUACCUGAUUAUGGAAUUUCUUCCAGGAGGUGAUAUGAUGACUUUGCUCAUGAAGAAGGAUACCCUGUCUGAAGAAGAAACACAGUUUUAUAUAUCUGAAACGGUGCUCGCUAUUGAUGCUAUUCACCAACUAGGUUUCAUCCACAGAGAUAUUAAGCCGGAUAAUCUUCUGCUGGAUGCAAAGGGCCAUGUAAAACUCUCUGAUUUUGGGCUAUGCACAGGUUUAAAGAAAGCUCACCGAACUGAAUUCUACAGAAACCUUACACAUAAUCCACCAAGUGACUUCUCAUUUCAGAAUAUGAACUCCAAGAGAAAAGCAGAAACAUGGAAGAAGAACAGGAGACAGCUGGCCUAUUCUACUGUUGGGACACCAGAUUACAUCGCCCCAGAAGUUUUCAUGCAAACGGGUUACAACAAAUUAUGUGACUGGUGGUCUUUGGGAGUGAUUAUGUAUGAAAUGCUAAUAGGAUACCCCCCUUUUUGUUCUGAAACGCCCCAAGAAACAUACAGGAAAGUUAUGAAUUGGAAAGAAACUCUGGUAUUUCCACCUGAGGUGCCCAUUUCAGAAAAAGCAAAGGACUUAAUCUUAAAAUUUUGCACUGAUGCUGAAAACAGAAUUGGUAGCAAUGGAGUAGAAGAAAUUAAGAGUCACCCAUUUUUUGAAGGUGUUGACUGGGCACAUAUCAGGGAAAGGCCAGCUGUGAUCACUAUAGAAAUCAAAAGUAUAGAUGACACUUCCAAUUUUGAUGAGUUCCCAGAAUCUGAUAUUUUACAACCAGUGCCAAAUACCACCGAACCGGAUUUCAAGUCCAAAGACUGGGUUUUUCUGAAUUAUACCUACAAGAGAUUUGAAGGGCUGACUCAGCGGGGCUCAAUCCCUUCUUAUAUGAAAGCAGGGAAGUUGUGAAACGCAGCAGAAAAGGAAAUUUAAUUAAGAACUCAGGUACUGUGUCCAUCUCUGCUUGGCCUCAAUUUUGACAUUCUGCAACAUUCACACAGACUGGAGCCCGUGGACUUUGCCCAGAAAUUAGGGAAUUCUACCGGAUUAGGAUUUCUAAGACUACUAUAGACAAUUAGUUGGCAGUGCCAGCUGGCGGCUUCUUUUAAUAGUGAAUAUUUUUGUUAACUUUAUUACAACAGAGGUACUGGAAUUAAAAAAAAAAAAAAGGAAUAGAUGUCCUCUUUGUAUCUGCACUGCCGAAAUGUAUGUUAAAAGGUCAGUUCUGCCUCUUGUAUGUAAUGUGGCUUGGUUUGAACUGUGCUAUGUUCAAUUUGCCCAGGAGUUAAAAAGAUAAUGUGUAUGUAAGAAGCAACAUUGUGUUUCUCAGUAAGGUUGCUCCGUUGUGUAUUCACCUGGGCAGCGAUUUAGGUAGAACGUAUGAAAAAAGAAAAGAAUCAGAAGCCACGGUUUGUAGCAUUGUUCCCUGCAGAUGAAGGGUGGUGAUUUAGGAAGCUGUCAUAGGGUUACUUAAAUACAUUUAACGGUCCAGACCAGCUAUUUUUGAAGGUUAUUUGCCACACUUACUGGCUUAACGCUCAAGCUCAGGGCUGCUAGUUUUAACACUAAAGAGAAGUUACUAUUUCAGAUUGUAACUAGUAGUCAAACUGGGAUAGAACUGGGUCAACCAAGAGAUGCUCAUCUGCCGAUUUUCAGAAGUAAGAGGGCACUUUUAUCAAAUAAAAGUGCGUUACAGCUUUCAUCUUAAUAGCUGGAAACAUCUAGGGGAAAAAAAUUGGUCGAAAUUCAGUAUUUAGCUUAUUUUUUUGCUCAUUUCAUUUCCUUCUGAAUUUAACAUGGCUAUGAUAGUUUGUGCCAUUUAGUUCUCCUCUGAGUACCAAAGAUCCUGAAAUAGCUUGACCGAU
Candoia aspera is the source of this 2359-nucleotide messenger RNA. It is a transcript of the gene STK38L, whose product is annotated as serine/threonine kinase 38 like. The coding region runs from base 9 to 1403 and encodes 464 amino acids. The record is from RefSeq and is a predicted model, not a curated record. NCBI's taxonomy places the organism in Eukaryota, Metazoa, Chordata, Lepidosauria, Squamata, Candoiidae. Gene Ontology annotation, molecular function: ATP binding; protein serine/threonine kinase activity. The transcript has 13 exons. Gene Ontology annotation, biological process: peptidyl-serine phosphorylation; intracellular signal transduction.